AUGCUAUCAAGCAGGAGAUAUCAUCGGCUCCUUUUUCGGCAAAAAUUGAAGUCCUCACACAAAGACAAAGUGCGGCAGUUCAUGUCCUUCACACAGGCGGGGGAGAGGACAGCAGUCUACUGCCUGACACAGAACGACUGGAAACUUGAACUCGCCACUGACAACUACUUCCAAAACCCAGACCUGUUCAACAAAGAAUACAUGAAAACCUCAGUUGACCGCAAGAAGCUGGAGCAGCUUUACAGCAGAUACAAGGACCCUCAAGAUGAAAAUAAAAUAGGCGUGGAUGGGAUCCAGCAGUUCUGUGACGACCUCUUACUGGAUCCGGCGAGUCUGAGCAUCCUAGUUGUGGCCUGGAAGUUCAGAGCAGCCACACAGUGCGAGUUCAGUAAGAAGGAGUUUCUAGACGGCAUGACUGAGCUGGGCUGCGACAGUCCUGAAAAAGUCAGAGCUAUUCUUCCAAGACUAGAGCAAGAGCUGAAAGACCCUGGGAAGUUUAAAGAUUUUUACCAGUUCACUUUUAAUUUUGCCAAGAAUCCCGGACAGAAAGGAUUAGAUCUGGAGAUGGCUCUUGCGUACUGGAAAUUGGUUUUGACUGGUCGCUUUAAGUUUCUUGAUCUCUGGAAUAAAUUUCUUACUGAACAUCACAAGCGUUCUAUACCUAAAGACACAUGGAACCUUCUUUUGGACUUUGGCAACAUGAUCGCAGACGACAUGUCAAACUACGACGAGGAAGGGGCGUGGCCUGUCCUGAUCGAUGACUUUGUGGAGUUUGCGCGGCCAUUUGUGGGCGGAACCAAACGUGUCAUGACAUAA
Messenger RNA from Knipowitschia caucasica, 816 nucleotides. NCBI's taxonomy places the organism in Eukaryota, Metazoa, Chordata, Actinopteri, Gobiiformes, Gobiidae. The record is from the annotation of a GenBank genome assembly.